Molecule: messenger RNA, 1536 nt
Organism: Rhodotorula toruloides NP11
Lineage: Eukaryota; Fungi; Basidiomycota; Microbotryomycetes; Sporidiobolales; Sporidiobolaceae
Product: jumonji domain containing protein
Exons: 4
Coding region: 1-1536 (511 amino acids)
Molecular function (GO): 2-oxoglutarate-dependent dioxygenase activity
Source: RefSeq, a predicted model, not a curated record
AUGAAGGACAAGCUGAAAGAGGAGCUGGCGGGAGUGCUUGCGGAGCUGCGGGUAGGGUCAACAGACCUCGCUCCUUGCGGACCCGGCGUCUCCCACCUCCUCCCACGGUCCUUUGCCGCCCUCUCCGACCCGUUUCCCGCCUCUACGACCACCGCAGCAUCCCUCGCAGCUACCCUUCUUCGCCUAGCCGAUGAGAAGUUGAACUCGUACCCUUACAAGGACGUCCCGCUCUGCUGGCGACGGCUCUACACGGAUGCUGUCCUCUUGGGAGCACUCGCACGGUUACAGCAAGUCGAGAAGGAAAUCGAAGAGCGGAAGAAGGAGCUGAGCAAGACGGUCAGGGAAUUGGACUUAGCGAUUGUGAUCGCGGGCGCGCCGGGCGAAGGGAGGGAGGACAUGGUGCUCCGGCUGAUCUCAGUCGUUCAGGCGGAGCUGGCCUCGCUCGUUCAUUCGGUCGAGUCAGACAACGAUGACCGACCAUCGAAGCGACGGCGACUAUCGUUCUCAGCCCGUCCUGCCUCUUCUCUCCCUCCACCCUACAUCCACCGCCCUCUCGCCGAACUUCCCUCCCUGCCCUCCUUCCUCCUGCUGGACCCCAUUCCUUCUCACCGUGUCCCCUUCAUCGUCCGCAAAGCCGCCCUCGACUGGCCCGCCGUCGAGACAUGGUCGUCGCUCGAUUACCUCCGCCGAGUCGCUGGCGAAGGGAGGGUGGUACCAGUUGAGGUGGGAGGAGACUACACGAAGGAGGGUUGGGGACAGCGGAUGCUGGAGUUUGAGGAGUUCUUGCGGUCGCUGGAGGAGGUUGAGUGGAACUCGCAAGAAGAUGGCGAAGAACGGCCGUACCCAACUCCCGCCUCGACUGACGACGGCUCGCCGGAGGUCUCAUCGACGUCGGAGGACCGCGGUACGCCCUCGUCCCGACAGAUCCUCUACCUCGCACAACACUCGCUCUUCCGCCAAUUCCCCUCUCUCCUGCGCGACGUCCCCAUCCCCGAUCUCGUCUACUCCUCGCCCUCGACAGACGGUACAGGCGAGUCGUACGAGCCGCCCGCGACGGAAGAUGGCUACAUUUUGAAUGCGUGGUUUGGGCCGGGCGGGACGAAGAGUGCGGCGCAUACCGAUCCUUGGUGGAAUUGCUACGUCCAGGUCGUCGGGUCCAAGUGGCUCUGGGUCGCUCCGCCAUCCUGCUCGCCCUACAUGUCCGCUUUUGGCACCGCUCCUCCCUCUACCGCAUGCUCCGAUACCACCAACUCCCUGCCCAGCGAAGUAGGCGGCUCCGCCCCAGCCGAGCAGUACAUGACCAACACCUCUUCGCUCGACGUGACCGUUCCUCCGCCUCGGUCGUCCAACUCCCCUUGCGCCGACGAAUAUGACGCGAAGAAACCUUCGCCGUACCCUCUCGCUUUUGCUGAACACGUCGAACCGCACGCUCGACAGGCUGUCCUCGAAGCGGGAGACGUUCUUGUCAUGCCACCCAGGUGGUGGCACGCCAUGUACGGGCUCGAGAGGAGUUUCUCUGUCUCGAUGUGGUUCUGA